AGCUCGGCCCGCGCCGCUGCUGGGUGCCUGGCUGGCUGGACCGGCAUCGACGGGACCAGGUCUCAGGCUCCCCCCGGAGACCAUGCCACAGCCCCGCUGACCCACGAGUAGGGGCCUGAGGAGUGCCUGGGAUGGGCUGUGUGUUCUGCAAGAAAGUGGAGCCGGAGGCCAAGGAGGACACUGGCCUGGACGGAGCCUUCAGGGACUACGGGGCUGCGGAGCGCUAUGGCCCUGACCCCACUCAGGCCCAGCCUGUGUCCUCUUUUGCCCACACCCCCAAUCUGAACAACUUCCCGCCUACGCCCACCUGCCCAGCCUUCUUGGAUGGCAGCACCAUCAGGGGCAUGUCAGGGACUGGGGUGACCCUGUUCAUCGCCCUGUAUGACUAUGAGGCCCGGACAGAGGACGACCUCACCUUCACGAAGGGCGAGAAGUUCCACAUCCUGAACAACCUUGAAGGUGACUGGUGGGAGGCUCGGUCCCUCAGCUCCGGACACACUGGCUACAUUCCCAGCAAUUACGUGGCUCCUGUGGACUCGAUCCAGUCUGAAGAGUGGUACUUUGGAAAGAUUGGGCGGAAGGAUGCAGAGAGGCAGCUGCUGUCUCAGGGCAACCUGCGGGGGGCCUUUCUCAUUCGGGAGAGCGAGACCACCAAAGGCGCCUACUCCUUGUCCAUCCGGGAUUGGGACCAGACCAAAGGCGAUCACGUGAAACAUUACAAGAUCCGAAAGCUGGACACUGGUGGCUACUACAUCACCACGCGGGCCCAGUUCGACUCGGUGCAGAUGCUGGUGCAGCACUACAUGGAGGUGAACGACGGGCUGUGCCACCUGCUCAUGGUGGCCUGCACCACCCAGAAGCCGCAGACGCUGGGCUUGGCCAAGGACGCCUGGGAGAUCAACCGCGGCUCCAUCGCGCUGGACCGCCGGCUGGGUACCGGCUUUUCUGCGCUCUUCUUCCCAGGUAGCUUGCUGGAAUUUCUUAAGGACCAGGAAAGCCAGGAUUUGAGCCUGCCCCACCUGGUGGACAUGGCAGCCCAGAUCGCAGAGGGCAUGGCCUACAUGGAGCGCAUGAACUACAUCCACCGGGACCUGCGGGCAGCCAACAUCCUGGUGGGGGAGCGACUGGUGUGCAAGAUUGCAGACUUCGGGCUGGCCCGCCUCAUUGAGGACGAUGAGUACAGCCCCCGGCAAGGAGCUAAGUUUCCCAUCAAGUGGACCGCCCCUGAGGCCGCCCUCUAUGGCAGAUUCACCAUCAAGUCAGACGUCUGGUCCUUUGGGAUCCUGCUCACAGAACUCAUCAGCAAAGGCCGAGUCCCCUACCCAGGCAUGAAUAACCGGGAAGUGUUGGAACAGGUGGAGCAUGGCUAUCACAUGCCAUGCCCCGUAGGCUGCCCGGUGUCCCUGUAUGAGGCCAUGGAGCAGACCUGGCGUCUAGACCCAGAGGAGAGGCCCACCUUUGAGUACCUGCAGUCCUUCCUGGAGGACUACUUCACCUCCACAGAACCCCAGUACCAGCCCGGGGAUCAGACAUAGCCUGCUGGGGCCUCAGCCACCUCUCUGGGGGUGGCCAAGGCCUUGGUCCAAUGCCCAGGGCUUGGGUCCCAAAGCCCACAGGCUUUGAAUCCUACAUAGAACGUUCUAGUGCAUCAGAGAAGAGAGGACACCAUCCAUCACCACAUCGGGUUACCUGUUCACUUUACAGAUAGGUCCGAUCAAGACUCAGAAUGCAUCCCCUUCCCCUGUCGGGCUCCAAAUACCC
Molecule: messenger RNA, 1761 nt
Organism: Echinops telfairi (small Madagascar hedgehog)
Lineage: Eukaryota; Metazoa; Chordata; Mammalia; Afrosoricida; Tenrecidae
Gene: FGR
Product: FGR proto-oncogene, Src family tyrosine kinase
Exons: 12
Coding region: 132-1535 (467 amino acids)
Biological process (GO): cell differentiation; integrin-mediated signaling pathway; cell surface receptor protein tyrosine kinase signaling pathway
Cellular component (GO): extrinsic component of cytoplasmic side of plasma membrane
Molecular function (GO): ATP binding; non-membrane spanning protein tyrosine kinase activity; signaling receptor binding
Source: RefSeq, a predicted model, not a curated record